AUGGAAGGAGCAUCGAGUAUGAUGGAAGGAGCAUCGAGUAUGAUGGAAGGAGCAUCGAGUAUGAUGGAAGGAGCAUCGAGUACCUAUGUAACAUUCGAAGGGGUCUCAGAAAAUCCCAACAUAGUGGAGGAGGAACACAAGGUACUCUCCUACUGGAAGAACAUCGACGCGUUUAACACAUCCAACCAGCUAGCCAAAAAUAAAAAAGCUUUUAUAUUUUAUGAUGGGCCUCCCUUUGCCACAGGGCUUCCACAUUAUGGACACCUGUUAGCAGGCAUCAUAAAAGAUUGCGUGACGAGAUACCACUACCAAUGUGGGUUCUCAGUCGAGAGGAAAUUCGGAUGGGAUUGUCAUGGACUCCCCAUCGAAUACGAAAUCGAAAAAGAAAAUAAUAUCAACAAAAAGGAAGAUAUUUUUAAAAUGGGAAUCGAUGUAUACAACGAGAAAUGCAGAAGUAUCGUUCUGAAGUAUUCAAACGAGUGGGUAAAAACUGUCGAGAGGAUAGGAAGGUGGAUCGACUUUAAGAAUGACUACAAGACGAUGGAUGUGACGUUUAUGGAGACUGUAUGGUGGGUGUUCAGUCAGCUGUACAAAAGGAAUUACGUGUAUAAGUCUUUUAAGGUCAUGCCGUAUUCAUGUAAAUGUAACACCCCCAUUUCGAAUUUUGAGCUUAACCUGAAUUACAAGGACACCCCCGAUCCGAGCAUUAUUGUUGGCUUUGUCCUUUUGUCGGACUUCCCUGCAGUGGAGGAGGAGGAGUGCCAGGUGGAAGAAGUGAAGAAGCUGUUAGGGGAGAAGCUCGCCGUGUUGUACGACCAGAAGAGGGAGCACUGCCCCGAGGGGGAGAGUGCAACUGGAGAAGCGGCAGGGGGAGCGGCGGCAUCCGGAGCAGCCGGAGCGGCCGGGGGCGUGUGCCCCCCCGCGCAGAGCGAAAUCCUGGCGUGGACCACCACCCCCUGGACGCUGCCGUCCAACUUGGCCCUGUGUGUGAAUGAAAAUUUUACAUACCUGAGGAUCCACCACGUGAAAAGCAACCGAGUGGUGAUUCUGGGAGAAUUCCGAUUGGAGUGGGUGAUGAAGGAACUAAAAUGGAAUGUUGAAGAUGUGAAGGUGUUGAACCGAUUCAAGGGCAAGUAUCUAAAGGGGUUGAGAUAUAAGCCCCUUUUUAGCUACUUCUACGACAAGCACGGUUUUAAAGAAAGGGCAUAUAAAAUUUUAGCAGACGAUUUUGUGACAGACGAUGCGGGUACAGGCAUAGUGCACUGUGCACCUACGUAUGGAGAGGAUGAUUUUAGAGUGUGUAAAAAUAAUGGAGUGAUUGAUCCGGAGAAGUCCAUAUUUAUUGAUCCGAUCGAUGCUAAUGGUUACUUCACUAGCGAAGUUGAAAUGGUUCAAAACCUUUAUAUUAAAGAAGCAGAUAAUGUAAUAAAAAAAUUUUUGAAGAAUGAGAAUAGACUACUGAGUAACAACACUAUUGUACAUUCGUACCCCUUUUGCUGGAGAAGCGAUACCCCCUUGAUUUACAGAGCCAUCCCAGCAUGGUUUAUCCGAGUGAGUAACUCAACUAAAGAGUUGGUAAAAAAUAAUGAGACAACUUAUUGGAUUCCUUACCACAUUAAAGAAAAAAAAUUUCACAAUUGGAUUAGAGAUGCAAAGGAUUGGUGUAUUAGCAGGAACAGGUAUUGGGGUACCCCCAUCCCUAUAUGGGCUGACGAAAAAAUGGAGACAGUGGUUUGUGUGGAAAGCAUCUCUCAUUUGAAGGAACUCUCAGGAGUGAAAGAUGUAAAUGAUUUACAUAGACACUUUAUUGAUAACAUCGAAAUUGAGAACCCAAAAGGGAAGGAUCACCCAAAAUUGAAACGUAUUUCUGAAGUAUUCGAUUGCUGGUUUGAGAGUGGCUCUAUGCCAUAUGCUAAGGUACAUUAUCCAUUCAGUACAAAGAAAGAAAAAUUUGACAAUAUUUUUCCAGCAGAUUUUAUCGCAGAAGGGUUCUUCUCUCAGGAAGUUACUCGAUAUGAAUGCUUGAAGAAGAAGCAAUUUUUUUUCGAAGAAGGAUGGGUCCACAAAAAUGAUAAUAUCAUGGAUAGAUGGAUUUUUUCAUGUAUCCAAAAACUGACAAAACUUGUGCAUGUAGAAAUGAAGGCAUACAAGCUCUACAAUGUCCUACCCAAGCUUUUGCAAUUUAUCGAAAAUUUGACCAAUUGGUAUAUACGACUUAAUCGGGAUCGAAUGAGGGGUACCUUGGGGGAGGAGAACUGCUUACAAUCUCUUUGCACUACGUAUAAGACGUUGUACCUGUUCACUGUGCUUAUGGCUCCCUUCACGCCAUUCAUUACGGAGUAUAUAUAUCAGCAGCUGCGAAGGGUGGUCAGGUCGGCGGCGGACAAGGGAGCUUCUUCUCAAAGGGGUGCGGCGGACAAGGGAGCUUCUUCUCAAACGGGCGGGGCGGACCAAAGCGUGCACUUCCUCAUGCUGCCGCAAGUCGACGAGAACUACGCCAUUGACUACGAAAUCAUCGAGCUGAUCGAAAAAAUGAAAACGGUCAUUCUGCUGGGGAGAGUACUGCGAGAGAGGAGAAAGGUGCCCAGCAAAAAGCCGCUAAAGAAAAUUACCAUUUUGCACCCCACGAAGGAGUACUUCGAAAAGUUUGACCAAAUAAUGCACUACAUAAAGGAGGAGCUGAACGUACUCCACGUGGACUGUUCACAUGACACCAGCUGCAUUGAAUUCACUGCAGUGCCGAACUACAAAACGUUGGGAAAUAAAUUAGGACCAAAUUUGAAGACGAUCCAAAAUAAAAUAAAAAACAUGGAUACGAAAUCGAUUAAGCAGUACCAAGUGGAAGGAAAAAUAACCUUUGAAGGAGUAACCCUAGAAGGAGAUGACAUCCUUGUGCAGAUGAAGCCAACCGUCCAAGAAAAGAACACAGAUAUGAUAAGUAACGAGUCCGUAACGAUCUUCAUCGACUUCACCACAGAUCAGCAACUAGAAAACAUGGCUAAUGCAAGAGAGCUGUGCAACCAUGUACAGAAAAUGAGAAAAAAUUUGUCCCUAAAUCAGAACUCUCCUGUUAAAAUGUAUUUUUACAUUGCGGACGAGACGCUGCGUAGCAACAUGGUAAGUGAGAUGGCCUACAUUAGGAAGUGCCUCCGCCGCGAGCUGCACGUGCUGCCUUCCCAGGCGGACUACGAGGGCCUCUCGGGCAAGAUGCACGACGAGGAAAUCGUGCUGGCCGGCUGCCCCGUCCGCCUCGUCUUCGCCCAGGCGUAG
This is a messenger RNA of Plasmodium cynomolgi strain B, 3270 nucleotides long. RefSeq names its product isoleucyl-tRNA synthetase. The record is from RefSeq and is a predicted model, not a curated record. The transcript has 2 exons. NCBI's taxonomy places the organism in Eukaryota, Apicomplexa, Aconoidasida, Haemosporida, Plasmodiidae. Gene Ontology annotation, biological process: isoleucyl-tRNA aminoacylation. Bases 1 to 3270 code for a protein of 1089 amino acids. Gene Ontology annotation, molecular function: ATP binding; tRNA binding; aminoacyl-tRNA deacylase activity.